Molecule: messenger RNA, 633 nt
Organism: Aureococcus anophagefferens
Lineage: Eukaryota; Pelagophyceae; Pelagomonadales; Pelagomonadaceae
Gene: LHC55
Product: putative plastid light harvesting protein isoform 55
Exons: 1
Coding region: 1-633 (210 amino acids)
Biological process (GO): response to light stimulus; photosynthesis, light harvesting in photosystem I
Cellular component (GO): membrane
Source: RefSeq, a predicted model, not a curated record
AUGAAGCUCGCCCUCGCCCUCGCCCUCGCCCCCGUCGCGUCCGCCUUCUUCGGCGGCGCCAAGCCGGCCGCCGGCCGCGCGCCCGUGGACACGACGGCCGACAUCGGCGUCGACCCCGGCCCGAUCGAGCCCACGGGCCUCUUCUUCGAGGACAAGGAGUCCCUCGCCCGCCGCCGCGCCGUCGAGAUCAAGCACGGCCGCAUCGCCAUGACGGCGUUCAUCGGCAUGAUGGUCCAGGAGCUCGGCAUCACCUUCCCCGGCUCCAUCACCCUCGACGGCUCCGUCAAGUUCGCCGACAUCGGCACGGGCUUCGCGGCCAUCGAGAACAUCCCCAAGUUCGGCCUCUUCCAGAUCGUCGCCUUCGGCUUCAUCGCCGAGACGGCCGCCAUGCCCGCGUCCCAGUACACGGGCGGCCCCCAGAACCUCCCCGGCGGCUACGACGGCUCCGCGGGCACCAUCCCCGGCGGCUACCCCUUCACGACGCAGAUCGAGGACGUCACGGCCCGCAACCGCGCGCUCACGUGCGAGCUCCAGAACGGCCGCGCCGCCAUGCUCGGCGUCACGGGCGCGAUGAUCCACUCCCAGCUCGACUCGUGCGACCACCACUUCUUCUACCCCAUCACGCACAACUAG